Messenger RNA from Lacerta agilis (Sand lizard), 1972 nucleotides. RefSeq names its product unc-93 homolog A (gene UNC93A). The coding region runs from base 251 to 1636 and encodes 461 amino acids. The transcript has 9 exons. NCBI's taxonomy places the organism in Eukaryota, Metazoa, Chordata, Lepidosauria, Squamata, Lacertidae. The record is from RefSeq and is a predicted model, not a curated record.
CCUAGGAGACAGCAGUGCUGAGCUUCGGAAGAACAGGUGCUGCCAAAUCCUGAGAAAGGCAGGAUCUUGAGACACCAUCCUGGGAGUCCCACCAUCAUGGCUGUGACUGCAGUUAGCGAGAAGGCUUUUCAAAGGAGAAGCAAAGUUGUUGUGUGGCUGUCAUUUCUCCCCCUUCCCUGGACUCCCCAUCUGGAAUGAUUCAGUGAACACCUAAAACCUUUCAGUCAACAAAUCUUGUGUGACCCGAAAAAUGGAGAAGCAUCUGAAGAAUAUUAUUGUGGUUUCAGUUGGAUUCUUGUUUCUAUUUACUGCUUAUGGAGGGCUCCAGAGCUUGCAGAGCAGCCUCCACUCUCAAGAAGGCCUGGGCGUUGCCUCCCUGAGUGUUGUCUAUGCAGCCCUUAUCCUCUCCUCCAUGUUUCUCCCACCGAUCCUCAUUAAGAAGCUUGGGUGCAAGUGGACCAUUGUGGGCUCCAUGUGCUGCUACAUCACGUACUCUUUGGGAAACUUCUACGCCAGCUGGUACACACUGAUCCCCACAUCUAUGAUCUUGGGGCUGGGAGGAGCACCACUCUGGUCAGCCAAGUGCACAUAUCUCACCAUCGCUGGAAACUCAUAUGCUCAGAAAGCAGGGAAAAUUGCGAAAGAUAUUGUCAACCAGUACUUUGGAAUAUUCUUUCUGAUAUUCCAGUCCUCUGGAGUAUGGGGAAAUCUUAUAUCAUCCCUUGUAUUUGAGCAGACUCCCAACCGAGUGGAACACUCAGAUGCAGAUCUGUGCUGUGGUGCAGAACAUUGCACGGGGUUAAAUGCUACAAACAGCACUGUGGCUCAAAAAAAACCACACGAUACCUUAAUCUACACUCUGUUGGGAAUCUACACAGGCAGUGGGGUACUAGCUGUGUUGCUAGUUGCUACUUUUCUGGAUCGGAUCACAGACGACCAAGCAGAGGGUGAGAAAAAGGAGACACCUUCCUUGUGCUUCACUUUCAUGGCAACAUUGCGGCAUCUUAAAGAUAAACGCCAGUGUCUCCUGAUUCCCCUGACCAUGUACAGCGGGUUUGAACAAGGAUUCCUUGCUGGCGACUACACCAAGUCCUAUGUGACCUGUGCCCUUGGGAUAAAUUUUGUCGGCUAUGUGAUGAUCUGCUUCUCGGCUGCAAAUUCGCUGUGCUCCCUGCUCUUUGGGAAGAUUUCCCAAUUCACUGGCAGAAAAAUUCUAUUUGCAAUGGGUGGAUUUCUCAACCUUGCCUGCAUAAUAGGGCUAUUGCUCUGGAAACCUCGCCCAAGCCAUCUUGCCCUGUUCUUCGUAUUCCCUGCCCUCUGGGGUGUGGCUGAUGCUAUCUGGCAGACGCAGACCAAUGCUCUCUAUGGAGUGUUAUUUGAAAAGCACAAGGAGGCCGCCUUUGCUAAUUAUCGCCUGUGGGAGUCUCUGGGAUUUGUCAUCGCCUUUGGUUACAGCACGUUCUUAAGUGUCAGCGUCAAACUUUAUAUUGUGCUGGCUGUACUGGUGGUGGCCAUGGUUUGCUAUGCAGCUGUCGAGCACCUGGAAUCAAAGUCCUCUCCUGGUCCUGAACCACCCAGUAUCUCAAAGCAGGAGCCAAACGAACUAGCUGAGAAAGAUCCGCAAACCGAUUUGUAGUCCAGCAAAGCAAACCUCUGUAAGGCCAAGCAAAUGGCCCAAUCCAAAAGUGCCUAAUUUUGCUCAUGUGCAUUUUGUAUGGGCUACCAGAGAGUCGUGCUGAUAUUGAAAGAGUCAGCACAUCACAGGACUGGUGCCACAGGUGGCUUCUCAAAAGGCUCGGCACCAAGGAAGGCUACCAAGGAGGCCGUGAUUUGUGCAAUAUGUAAAUGGAAACUUCAAUUCUUUCGAACUGGUGCAAAAUGUACAUAGGAAUUUUUUUUUCUGCCGAUACAAUAAUGUCUUCAAUUAAGACAGUACAGUACUAGGGACCUUGUCUUCUUGCUACUGGUGACA